This is a messenger RNA of Soboliphyme baturini, 828 nucleotides long. Lineage: Eukaryota; Metazoa; Nematoda; Enoplea; Dioctophymatida; Soboliphymatidae. The record is from the annotation of a GenBank genome assembly.
CUGCUGCUUGGUGUAACGCACAAACCGAACCCCUUCGCCGAAUGGGAUGGCACUUUCAAUCUCCCUGAGCAGUCUGAAAUCAGAGCCGCAUGUGCUCAGCUUGUCGAGUCGUUCGGAAACGAUGAGACGGACCGCUUAGCGCUCACCAGCGACGUCGAAAGCAUAAUAACGUUAUACUGCAAGUCUCAGAAGAAGCGAUUCGAACGCAACAGUGGUCUCAUAGAAGUUUUGCAGAUGAUGGUCAUGUUUCAGUUGCCAAAAUCCGACCUUUAUAACGUCUUCUUCGCGUUUGUUACAAAGUAUAUUCCGAGGUACGUGGACUGCGUCAAGGAUGGUCGGCCGUUUGACCUAUUUCGUUUGCUUGUUUUGUACCAUGACCCAGAGUUGUGCUCUUUUCUGGAUUCACACAAAGUUUUUCCGCAUGAUUACGCUGAAAGCUGGUUCAACUGUUUGUUUGCCUCUACCUUUCAGCUGCAAGUCGCCCUGCAGCUGCUGGACCUGUAUUUGCUGCAAGCAGAUCCAUUUCAAGAUACGACUGUUCGUUACUUUGUCGUCGACGCAAGGCCUACGGCUCAGUUUAGAAGUGGCCAUCUCUUCGGUUCCUACAACAUUGACUCAUCGCAAUACGUUCUUGAUCUGAGGAAAUUUCAAUCAUCCGUACGAGAGAUGGAAGCUUUCAAAUUGCAUCUCAGACCGCUUCAUCAUUGGUGUUUUCUCGGCAGUGGUCGCGACGAAGAAGAUCGCUAUGUUCAUAUGGUUGUGUCGCAUUUUCUGAAACAAGGCACUCCUCUAGUCAGCUUAGUUCACGGCGGCUAUUUCGGUAAGUGA